Molecule: messenger RNA, 2029 nt
Organism: Trichechus manatus latirostris (Florida manatee)
Lineage: Eukaryota; Metazoa; Chordata; Mammalia; Sirenia; Trichechidae
Gene: SLC2A4
Product: solute carrier family 2 member 4
Exons: 11
Coding region: 45-1574 (509 amino acids)
Biological process (GO): cellular response to insulin stimulus; D-glucose transmembrane transport
Cellular component (GO): membrane; perinuclear region of cytoplasm; endomembrane system
Source: RefSeq, a predicted model, not a curated record
CUCUCGUCUACUGCAGCCCCUGCGCCGCCAGCUCCUGACACAGGAUGCCGUCGGGCUUCCAACAGAUCGGCUCCGAGGAAGGGGAACUCCCCCAGCAGCGAGUGACAGGGGCACUGGUCCUCGCUGUGUUCUCUGCUGUGCUUGGCUCCCUGCAGUUUGGCUAUAACAUUGGGGUCAUCAAUGCCCCACAGAAGGUGAUUGAACAGAGCUACAAUGAGACAUGGCUGGGGAGGCAGGGGCCUGAAGGGCCCAGCUCCAUCCCGCCUGGCACCCUCACCACCCUCUGGGCUCUCUCCGUGGCUAUCUUUUCUGUGGGCGGCAUGAUCUCCUCCUUCCUCAUUGGCAUCAUCUCCCAGUGUCUGGGAAGGAAGAGGGCCAUGCUGGUCAACAACGGCCUGGCAAUGCUGGGGGGUGCCCUCAUGGGCCUGUCCAAAGCUGCUGCCUCCUAUGAGAUGCUGAUUCUCGGAAGGUUCCUCAUCGGUGCCUACUCAGGGCUGACGUCAGGCCUGGUGCCCAUGUAUGUGGGGGAGAUCUCCCCCACUCACCUGCGCGGUGCUUUGGGGACACUCAACCAACUGGCCAUCGUCAUUGGCAUUCUGAUUGCCCAGGUACUGGGCUUGGAGUCCAUCCUGGGCACUGCCACCCUGUGGCCAUUGCUUCUGGGCCUCACAGUGCUGCCUGCCCUCCUGCAGCUGGUCCUGCUGCCCUUCUGCCCGGAGAGCCCACGCUACCUCUACAUCAUCCGGAACCUGGAGGGGCCCGCUCGCAAGAGUCUGAAGCGCCUGACUGGCUGGGCCGAUGUAUCUGGAGCACUGGCAGAGCUAAAGGAGGAGAAGCGGAAGCUGGAAUGUGAGCGGCCACUGUCCCUGCUCCAGGUCCUGGGCAGCCACAUCCACCGGCAGCCGCUCGUCAUUGCAGUUGUGCUGCAGCUGAGCCAGCAGCUCUCAGGCAUCAAUGCAGUUUUCUAUUAUUCAACCAGCAUCUUCGAGACGGCAGGGGUAGGGCAGCCAGCCUAUGCCACCAUAGGAGCUGGUGUGGUCAACACAGUCUUCACAUUGGUUUCGGUAUUCUUGGUAGAGCGGGCUGGACGCCGGACACUCCACCUCCUGGGCCUGGCGGGAAUGUGUGGCUGUGCCAUCUUGAUGACUGUGGCUCUGCUUCUGCUGGAGCGGGUUCCAGCCAUGAGCUAUGUCUCCAUCGUGGCCAUCUUUGGCUUUGUGGCCUUCUUUGAGAUUGGCCCUGGCCCCAUCCCCUGGUUCAUCGUGGCCGAGCUCUUCAGCCAGGGACCCCGUCCAGCAGCCAUGGCUGUGGCUGGUUUCUCCAACUGGACCUGCAACUUCAUCAUUGGCAUGGGCUUCCAGUAUGUUGCGGAGGCUAUGGGUCCCUACGUCUUCCUUCUAUUUGCGGCCCUCCUGCUUGGCUUCUUCAUCUUCACCUUCUUAAGAGUGCCCGAGACCCGAGGCCGGACGUUUGACCAGAUCUCGGCUACCUUCCGCCGGACCCCCUCUCUUUUAGAGCAGGAGGCGAAGCCCAGCACGGAACUGGAGUACUUAGGGCCAGAUGAGAAUGACUGAGGGGCAAGGAGAGGGACAGCCUCCGGCCCCCCAGAGAACCCCUCCUUUCCUUCCUCUGCAGCACUUUAACCCCCUCUUCCACAGUACUUUCAGGGUGGAGAAAAUCCCUUCAGCCUGGUAGGAUUGGGAAGCUGGAGGGAAGGGUGGUCUAAGCACCCCCUUAUCCCCUCGCGUGACUCUCUUGGAUUAUUUGUGUUGUGGUUAGGCUGUGGCCGUCAGGUGGGCUGUUCCCCUCUCUCCCGCUUCCUCCCCACCCUGCCCAGCCUCAGUCCAGAAUACUUUCCUUGGCUAGAGAGGGGAUUGGAAGGAGGCAGGCUCUAGGACUGACUUUCAGUGGGAGCUGAAACUGAAGCAGAGGGCAGAAUGGGUGAAGUCAAGUUUCCUGCCACUUUGGACUCCUCCCAGGACUUGGCACCUUCUCUGAAUUCUGGCCACCCAGGCUCUGGGGGCAGGGG